GCAUCGGUAUUGACUCGACUACCGAAGGCGUGACCUUGGUGAAGCAGACAGGUAAGGUCAAGUGCCUGCGAGACAAGAUCGAGGCCCAGAAGGAUACCUUAGACUUUGACCGGGAACUGAACAUCCACAUUGGUAUUGCUCACACCCGCUGGGCCACUCACGGUGUGCCCUCCGACAUUAACUCUCAUCCCCAGCGGUCUGAUGAGCUCAACGAGUUUGUUGUCGUGCAUAAUGGCAUCAUCACCAACUAUAAGGAUGUGAAACAGUUCCUCAUCCGGAAGGGCCACAAGUUUGAGUCGGACACAGACACUGAGAUCAUCGCCAAGUUGAUCAAGCACCUCCACACCCUCCACCCCUCCUACUCCUUCAGGGAACUGGUGGAGCAGGUUAUCCAACAGCUGGAGGGAGCCUUUGCUUUGGCCUUCAAGAGCAAGCACUUCCCCGGGGAGCUGGUGACCACCCGACGAGGCUCUCCUCUCCUGGUGGGCAUUAAGACCAAGGAAAAGCUCUCCAGUGACCACAUCCCCAUCCUCUACAGCAAAGAUUCACCCGAGAAGGUUGAACUCCAAGACUUGGAAGGUCUUCCUGCUAAAGAAAAAGACAGUCAAGCAGAUCACCGGUCCCACGUGUUCGACCUCCCUAAUGUCUUGGCACGCACAGAAUCCACUGCCGAGUUCCUGCCUCUUGGAGAUGAUAAGGAAGUGGAGUAUUUCUUUGCUUCAGAUGCUUCAGCCAUCAUUGAACACACAAAUCGAGUCAUCUACCUUCUGGAUGAUGAUGUUGCUAGUGUUGACAAAGAAGGCAUCCUGAAGAUUCACCGCCUCAAACGCAGCCUGGAAGACUCUCAUGCCCGUGAGAUUACCACACUCAAGAUGGAAAUUCAGCAGAUUAUGAAGGGCAACUUCUCAUCGUUCAUGCAGAAGGAAAUCUUUGAACAGCCAGAGUCUGUCGUCAACACCAUGAGAGGAAGGAUCAACUUUGACAGCGAGACAGUGGUGCUCGGGGGCAUUAAGGAGCACUUGAGUGAAAUCCGGCGUUGUCGUCGUCUGCUGUUGAUUGCCUGCGGCACGUCCUACCACUCCACCAUUGCCACUCGCCAGCUGCUGGAAGAACUGACUGAACUUCCCGUCAUGGUAGACAUGGCAUCAGAUUUCUUGGACCGCAACACACCCAUUUUCAGGGAUGACGUCUGUUUCUUUGUCUCACAGUCCGGAGAAACUGCAGAUACUCUUCUGGCCUUAAGGUAUUGUAAGCAGCGUGGAGCCCUCAUAGUGGGAAUCACCAACACUGUUGGAUCAUCUAUCUGUCGAGAAUCUCACUGUGGUGUGCACAUCAACGCAGGUCCAGAGAUUGGUGUUGCCUCGACUAAAGCUUACACGUCACAAAUGAUCUCGCUGGUUAUGUUCGCCCUCAUGAUAUCUGAAGACCGCAUCUCUGCCCAACCUCGCCGCUCGGAAAUUAUCCAGGGCCUUAGAAAGUUACCAGAACAGAUCAAGGAGGUAUUAGCCUUGGACUCUAAGAUCCAGGAGAUCAGCAAGGAAGUGUUUGAGAAAAUGUCACUGCUGGUGCUUGGCCGUGGCUACAAUUAUGCUACCUGUCUUGAAGGUGCACUGAAAAUCAAGGAGAUUACAUACAUGCACAGUGAAGGCAUCAUGGCUGGAGAACUGAAACAUGGACCCCUUGCUCUGGUUGACAAAGGCAUGCCCAUCAUCAUGAUCUGUACACGAGACAACGUCUUUGUGAAAUGCAUGAACGCUCUACAACAAGUAACUGCUCGUGAAGGCCGGCCAAUUGUCAUCUCCAAUAAAGGUGACCAAGAACUUGAGAAAUUUGCCUCCAAUAUCCUAGAGGUUCCCAGGACUGUGGACUGUCUUCAAGGUCUCCUUACUGUCAUUCCCUUGCAGCUCAUCUCCUACCAUAUUGCUGUUCUUAGAGGAUGUAAUGUUGACUGUCCACGAAACUUGGCAAAGUCCGUCACAGUUGAAUAAAGUGGCACCUUUGUUGAUUCCUGCAUGCCCCUUGGACAUGCUGUACAGUUUAUUUGCAUAUUUAUUUGUUCAAUAUAAUGAUACCAUAAUAUAAUGUGCUCUAAAUUAAUGAAAAUACUUAAAAUGAUGGUGUGUAUAAAAUUCUAAAAUAUAAAGAAAAUUAUGUUUUUGGGAUGUUAAAGAAACUGUACACAAGUUCAGUCAGCAUGCAGUACCUGUCUGUGAUUGCUUUCCUUUAAUCAUUUUUAUGAUCACUGUCUAAACUAUUCUAAAUGGAUUUUAGCUCUCUGGACCAAUGUCACUUGUGUUUUAUGAUUCUCAUUUUAUCUUCGCUUGUCUGUUACCCAGUAAUACUUCCAGAAAAUUGCUACCAAUAGUAUUAUCAACUUGUCAAUCUCAUCAAAAUUUCCAGUAUGUCAUUUGUCUUUGAGUGAAGAAGAGGCCCCCAUGUGGGCCUUUCCUAUACAUUCCAGUCAGUGAAUUAUUGGUUUGGUUUUCUUCCAUUUUUUUACUUGAUAUGUUUGGCUAGAAGGGGACACUUUGAGUUGAUGAUACAUGAAGCAUGCAACUUGAGUCAGAGAAUAUAUGAAAAUUUUUACCCUGCUGGGCAAUUUUUUUUAUUGUACAAAGAAUUAAAAUUAUGCCCACAGUAAUAUUUUGUAAAUAUAUAUUUAUUGCUACCUUUAUUGCAUAAUUCUUUUAAAAGAAUGUAAAAAGUUUAUCAAGAGUUACUCUCAUGAUUCUAUUGGUUCAUAAUAUAAGAUGCUGUACUUCACAGAUCUUUAAAGUGUGCGGUACAGUACAGUACUGUACAAUACAUCAAACUGACACAGCCGUGCAUAUAAACUCUUGUGAUACUCGAUAACUUUUUACUCAUUGUAGUAACUGACUCUUGCACACUCUAUGGUUCAUCAGAAAUUAAUAAUGGUAAAUUUCAUUUCUGUAAGAUGAGGUAAAAUUUUUUAUGUUUAUUUCAAAUUAUAUAAUGAUGAUAAUUUUGGACUGUUUUGAAUUAAUUGAAGUUAUGGAGUUUUUGUUUUUUAUCUCGACCAAUACUUCCAUUGUGUGUAAAUUACACAUAGUAUUGUACAAAAUAUAAAAUCUAUCAUAUAGACAAAGAAAAAACAUUCCUGACAGUGUCAUCAAGGAUGCUGUUGUUAUGGGUGGAACAUAAACAGUGAUAUACUGUACAGCAUUUAAGGUAAUUUCCUUUAUAUCAAGGAUGCUGUUAGAUCAGUUUAUAAAAAUAAAUAAAAACUUGUACUUUAGACUUCAUUGUAAAUGGGAAUGGAAAUAAACCUGAAUUUUCA
Messenger RNA from Homarus americanus (American lobster), 3298 nucleotides. RefSeq names its product glutamine--fructose-6-phosphate aminotransferase [isomerizing] 2-like. The record is from RefSeq and is a predicted model, not a curated record. Lineage: Eukaryota; Metazoa; Arthropoda; Malacostraca; Decapoda; Nephropidae. Gene Ontology annotation, molecular function: L-glutamine:D-fructose-6-phosphate transaminase (isomerizing) activity; carbohydrate derivative binding. Gene Ontology annotation, biological process: fructose 6-phosphate metabolic process; carbohydrate derivative biosynthetic process; UDP-N-acetylglucosamine metabolic process.